Polyodon spathula (Mississippi paddlefish) is the source of this 6827-nucleotide messenger RNA. Its product is annotated as Nance-Horan syndrome protein-like. Lineage: Eukaryota; Metazoa; Chordata; Actinopteri; Acipenseriformes; Polyodontidae. Gene Ontology annotation, biological process: lens development in camera-type eye; cell differentiation. The transcript has 9 exons. Bases 500 to 5236 code for a protein of 1578 amino acids. The record is from RefSeq and is a predicted model, not a curated record.
GAAAAGAAAAAAAACAGUAUAAAAUGAAAAUAACAUAAUUGUUUGCAAACACACCUCGCCUUGUGCAGGAAUAUUACCGGUGUUUUUUGUGCCAGAUUCUUAACUCAUCGCUUCACUUUUCGGAAUCUGUUCAUUGCCAUAUAAGAUGUUGGCAUUUUAUUGACUCCAUGCCGGAUGGAGCAGAAUCAUUCUCGAUCCAGAUCCAGCGCCUAAUCCUGUCUCCGUGUUUUGGCGAAAUCCUUUAAAACCACCUCUACUUUUGAGCACUGAAGCUGAGCUACGAAAGGCAACCGAUAACCAGAGUAGCAGCGAGUAAGGAGGCAGGCAGGCAGCGUUACUUUCAAACUGAGUGAGCAUUACAGUAAAUUUGGGAAAUGAUGGGGGAUAACGCACACCAUUCGGGAAUCUCGGAUUGAGGAAAAAGCUGAACAUUUUUUCUUCUUCUGGAUCUAAUUUUUUGUAUUCUUUUUUUUUGAGGGGGAUUAAUUUUUACUUAAAAAUGCCAUUUGCCAAGAGGAACGUGGAACCCCAGUUACUGUGUAGGCAUGCUAUUCCCAAUGAUGAGGGUUUGCUUUUUGAAGAUCUUAGCACGGUCAAUAAUGUGUCGCUAUCCCGGACCCUCAGACAGCUCUCAGACCUUGCUAAACACGCCUGUUCCUUAUUUCAGGAGCUGGAAAAUGAGAUAAUGUUCACUCACAAGCGGGUCUGGGUAUUGCAAAGCAAAAUCGGCAAAAUUCAACAAACUGCCGGCAGCCUGGAUCCCAAACAGGAGGCAGUGCCUGUGUCGAACCUGGACGUGGAGAGCAAGCUGACGGUGCACUACCAGGCCCCGUGGUACCAGCAGCGCAAUGUCUUCCACCCCUCGAGCCGGCCGCCCUGCGUGGAGGAGCUGCACCAGCAUGCCAAGCAGAACCUGCGAGCGCUGCGCCGAGAUCAGCAACAGAGACAGCUGGCAAACAGACGAGAGCGGCGGGUGACAAUUUCUAUCUCAGUGGCGCCCCCGAUGCCAACAUUCCCCUCACCGCGCACGCUGAGGAGGCGUGAACACAGAAUCAGGCACCUACGAACGUUCCACAGCACCCGUUCCUCCUCCCCCACUCAAUGUUGCCGCUUGACCCCCUGGAGCAGAAAGGCUGUUCCACCAGCAGACCCAGACACUGAUGUCAUUGUAUUAGGUCACAGACCCAAAUGCCCUGUACCUAAUAUCCCCUCGACACUGGAUAAGCAGACCAACUGGUCAAAAGCGCUACCUCUACCGACCCCAGAUGAGAAAAUGAGAAUAGAGUCACAAGUGAUAUCAUCGUGCAUUAUUCCCAUUAAUGUCACUGGUAAAUUUGCUGAUUUUCUUGGGGUUGGUUUUGACAGAGAAGCCAGUGUCCGUUGUUCUCUUGUUCAUUCUCAAUCAGUGCUACAGAGGAGACGGAAGUUAAGGAGAAGAAAAACCAUCUCAGGCAUUCCCAGACGAGUGCAGCAAGAAAUAGAUUCUGACGAAUCUCCGGUGGCGAGAGACAGAAACAUAAUUGUGCACACAAAACCAGACUUCUCCCUGUGCCACGAAGAGCUGAAUGGUCGUUCUUGCACAAGGGACUCAGGCUGCCAGACAGAGGAUAUUCUGAUCUCUGCACCCUCCCGAAGAAGGAUUCGAGCCCAGAAAGGUCAAGUUAUCCCAGCCUCCCUUUCGCACUCCACCGGCAACAUCACAUCACUGCCAGACAAGUCUGAUCCCAUGUUUACCGCCUCGGUUGGUAGCCGUCUCCGUUCGCGCAGCCUUCCCCGUGAAGGGGGUAGAGUCGUGGAUGAAGACCACGACAGCAAUGAAGAGCUGUCGCCUUACGAAGCGGAGGAGUUCCUGCCAGGACCCGAAAGGGCCAUGAAGGAUGAGGAAGAAAGCACGGACGACCAAACUAUGCCGGAGCACCAGCUGGUCGGUCUAAAGUGCAAACAACACAUCAGCAGCCCAGACCACAACUGGAAUGAAAGAGGGAGGUCUAGGCUCCCCAAGAAAGCAGAUAUGGGAAGCUGUGAGAUUUCAUCCAGUUCAGAUACUUUCAGCAGCCCCAUUCACUCAAUUUCCACAACAGGAGUGCUGGGAAGCCAGAUAGACCACAAAGAGGAUCACCAGUCCUCCAGCGGCAACUGGAGUGGAAGUAGCUCCACUUGCCCUUCGCAGACUUCAGAGACCAUACUCCCUGCUGCUUCCCCUCCCCUAACGGGAUCUUCACACUGUGAUUCGGAGUUGUCGCUGAACAUAGCUCCCCACGCCAACGAUGACCCCACUGGCUUCAUAACAGACCCUUACCAGACAGACAAAGUCAGAGGCCACAGGGCGAGUUCCUUUACCUCGACAGUAACGGAUCUGCUGGAUGACCCCAUUAUGAGCAAUGCGAAUGAUAACGAGUGGAACUACCUGCAUCAUCAGCAUGGCAAGUCCUGCCGUCAGGAUUUUAGCCCUCUGUGUUCCAGAGAUGAUGAUGGAAGCUUAGAGUGUCCAAGUUUCACAAGCAUUGCCACCUACGAAAGUUUUACAGAUAAGCCAGUGUCCGAGAAAGCAGACACAAGCUCCCACUACUCUGUCGACACAGAAGGCUACUAUACCUCCAUGCACUUUGACUGUGGUUUUAAAGCUAACAAAAGCUACAUUUAUAACUAUGCAGCCAUGGGCCCUGAAUGUGGCCAGAGCAUAAAUGUUGCACCUAGUAUGGGCGGAUAUUGUCAGCAAGACUACCCGGGCCACAGGUCACCAGGAAGGCAGAGUCUUUCCUUUAAAAAACCAAAGGCAAAGCCAGCCCCACCAAAACGCAGCUCGUCAUUGAAGAAAACGAGCAGAGGUACAAACGUUCCUGAGAUGAAAGAACCAAAGAUAAACAGUGGGCAGCACCUGCCUUUGACUUCCAGGGAAAUGAAGCUGCAGCUUGACUUGGCCAGCUCCCCAGGCCACUUGGAGAACCCCACUUUAGAAGACAAACCAGUAGAGCCCUGGGAAAUUGCAAAUGAAGAGGAGUUGACAGAUUCCACUACAUUUGGCUCAACGGAUAACCAUUCCUUUAAAAAUGAAGGUGCUGUACAGUCUGACUAUGCAGAUCUCUGGCUCCUGAAUGACUUGAAAUCCAAUGAUCCCUACCGAUCGUUGUCCAACUCCAGCACUGCUACUGGUACAACAGUCAUUGAGUGCAUCAAGUCACCAGGGAGCUCAGAAUCACAUACAUCCCAUUCGGGAUCGGGGGCCACAACACCAUCUCUUCCUUCAGCAGAAAAUGAGUUUAAACUCAUCUCUCCCGAAAAGCUGGCUGGCUUGGCAUCGCCAUCUAGUGGGUACUCUAGUCAAUCUGAAACACCAACCUCUUCCUUUCCCUCAGCUUUCUUUCCAGGGCCCUUGUCUCCGACUAGCAGCAAGAGGAAGCCCAAAGUCCCAGAGAGGAAGUCUUCGCUGUCUUCCCAGCAGCAGCAGCAGCAGCAGCAGCAGCCUUCCUCCAGAGACAGAAGGGCUUCAUAUAGUAAAGACCUUGAGCUACCGAUUAUACCUCCGACCCAUCUCGACCUAAGUGCUCUUCACAAUGUUAACAACAAGCCCUCAGCUCACAAAAGCCAGAUGCACAUACUCCAUCAAAACAAGCAGAAAGCUGCAGCAGCAGCAGCAGCGGCUGUGGCAGCGGCAUCUUCUGAAACAUCAAGCUCCAGUCCUUCAACUCCUCUCGCCAUCACCCCCACUGUGCUCAGAUCAGUCCAGCUGCGGUCUGUCUACAAGCCCAGUGAGGGCAACCAAGACAAGCUCAGAGCUGAGGCUAACACAAAACUGAGAUGCCCUCCUGUGACAAUAGUCACCCCGCCCAGCAUAAUCAAGUCGCCUGAAUCAAAGAAACCGUCUGGGUCCUUCCAAUCCUUUGAUUCCCGUUCUCAGGAGUCCUCUCUAACGCUGUUAACCCCAGGAGAUGGACCCUUGUGGAGGGAUGUAGCAUUUCAGGACAACACUAAAUAUAAGCAAGAGAAAGCAGUUUCUGAACCCUUAGGGGCAGCAACAAAUGAACCUCUUACAAACUCGUCAUGCACAGCAGACAAUCUGUUACUGAAGUCGCCAUUACAGACUGAGGUAGAUCAUCCAGGGAAUGAUCUUCUGAAGGGCCCAGAUGACUGCACAGGGCUGUCUGGGAAUGCAGCAUAUCCUGAAGAACAAGAGAUGAUCGCUUCAAAUAUCUUGAUUCCUAGUAACAGCCAAGCAACAGUCCUCAACCAGCCAUCAAUACAUGAGCUGGCCACUGAAAUGCCAUUAGUGUGUCUGACGAAAAUGUGUUCGCUUCUUGCUCCCAACAAUAUAGCAAAGAAGAUUGACUUUGAUUCUUGCAACAGUUUUGACAAAGUGCCUGUAAUUGUAACUUAUCAAUCAGAAACAUCUCAAGCUUACACAAUCAGUGAUACAAGUAGUAGAGAACAAGAAUAUGAAGUGACAUCAGGUGUUCCUACCAGAAGUGCCUCAGAGGACAGCAGGGAAGAGGGGACAACGCCAGACACUGAUGAUUCAUUCAGCAAAGAAUCUUCUCCGAGUGACAACUCGCUUUCUCCACUGAGUGAAGAUACGAAGUCUGAGGAUGACAGUGUUUUUAUAUCUCCUAACAGACUACGAACCACAGAAGAUCUUUUUGCCAUGAUUCACAGAUCCAAAAGAAAAGUGCUGGGAAGGAAGGACUCUGGAGAGAUGGGCAGAAACCGACUAAGCGCUUCAUCGGCCAGUUCGCCGGGAUCACCAGUUACCCCGGGCACCCCCACCAUCUCCCAGAGAGCACCAGGACCCAUUUACAGGAGUGCCAAAAAAAGCAGCACCUCCAACGAGGAGUUCAAACUGCUGCUGCUGAAGAAGGGCAGCCGCACAGACUCCAGUUACAGGAUGUCGGCCACAGAGAUCCUGAAAAGCCCAAUCGCACCCAAGUCCCCAGGCGACCUGAGCAUGGAUGUGUCCAAACACCCAGAGGAGUUUUCUGCUCUCCAGCAGCCCCAGCCAACAGCCGAUCAGCCACCCCCUCCAUCACCGAAAAUGAACGCAGAAGGAUUCUCCCCCAAAACCUUUCCCAUGUCUGCUUCCUCCAGGCAGGGCCGUUCCCGAGUGCCCCCUGCAGCUAACAGCAGUCGCUACAGCAUGCGUAGCCGGUUGUACACCACGCCGAUGCAGGCCAUCUCUGAGGGGGAGACAGAGAAUUCAGAUGGUAGUCCUCAUGAUGACAGGUCCUCUCAAAGUUCCUCAUAGAUAGACAGAUAGAUAUUACCAUAUCUACAUUUGUUUAACUGUCUGUGACUGAGAAAGAGGUCUGUUUCCUCAGAAUUGUGACUACCUACCUAUUGUGCAUAUUUUAAAUUUAAAAAAAAAAAAACUAAAACUGUGUUACUAAUUUGUAUGAUUUUUUUUUUUUAAAUGAAGUGACUGAUUGCUGACUUUAAAAAAAAAAAGAAUACAGGGGGAAAAUCUGACCUGUCAUAAUAUUAGUUGUAACAACUGGCAAUACUGACGUUGGUCCUGUUAAAGUUAGGAAAGUUAAAAAAUAAUUUUUUAACAUUUAUAAGACUAUCAUUGCAGUCCUAAUACUAAAAUCAGGCGACAUAUGUACAUGUAUUUACAGGGAGCCAUACUUAAUCUAAAGAACAGAACCUGGUAGCCUUUGUGAAAAAUCAGACAAAUAUGUACCUGAAUGAAAAAAAAAAAAACUGUAACUUUUUUUGCACUGUAAUGAUGGGUCCUCAACACUGCAUGCAUUCACAGCCCUUCAUCAUUUCACAUUAAUACACACGAUUCAAUAUAUUUGAAGAUAUUAGGUUUUCAAGCCUAUGGGUUCUUUGCACUUCAUACCUAUACAUUCGUUAUGGGUACCCCGUCAUUAUCUUAUUUGAAGAUAAUAUCCCUGUAUAUAAAAAAAAGGUGAACCUGCAAUCUAGAUGAAUCAUCAUUGCCUGAGACUGACACUUACCCCAUUAGGUUUUGAGGGUUAGCUGGUUCUGUUCUGUCAUGAAUUGUUGUACACACAACAGGAGCGGGUUACAGAACCUUCUGUAGAUAAUGAAAGUAGUGUUUUUCUUCUUUCUUUUUGUGAAAAGGUUUGGUUGUCCUCCUUUUUUUAUCUUACAAAUGUCAAUAACAAAUCAAAGUGCACAGUUUAUGUUAGUUGGUGUUUCAGCAGUUUAAGAGAUAUUGUCAAUGUUCCUAAAAAUUCAUUUCUUACUUCUUUAAUAUCGUAUUAUGUGGGUUAUGUAUAAUUCUUUGUUUCCGCUUCGAUUGUUAUUUGACAUGCUUACUAACUAAAGAUUCUGAAAAGAUCGCUUCUGAAAAGACUCUUCAAGGCUAAUUGUCAGGAAAUGGCUUGGGGAAGAAUAUCAGCGUUGCACAGGUUUGAGUGCACAUUGCUUCUCUUAAGUACUUAAUGUAUCUGCUUCCCCACUUCACUUUCUCAAACAAAACUUGCUGAAAUAGUUUGUGUGCAUGACAAAUAAUGAUCUAAGUGAAAACAGCAAUCAAGAGUCACACAGAAUAUACAUACUAGGAUAUUAAGACAUUAAAUAUUAGAAAAUGUACAUUAUAUAAAGUAGCCCUUUAAAAGGUUAAAAAAAAUAACUAAAUAUUUUCUUAACAAAAUAGAAUUCACCUUUUCAGUGUGAAAUUUACUGCUACCAACUGUUACUUGACUUGAUGUAUCUGACACCGUGUAUGGUUGGGAACUAUUAUCAAAUAUUAGAAUGUAUUCUAUGAAUACCUUUGUAAUUGUUCACACUGUUAAUUUGGGUUUGGUGUUAUUUGCUUUCUGGUAAAUAUAAUGUUAAGCUAGGAAAAUUUAAAAUAAUAUAUAUAU